AUGUCUCUCGCACACACGGCUGCAGAGUACAUGCUCUCGGAUGCCCUGCUGCCGGACCGCAGGGGCCCCCGCCUCAAAGGACUGCGCCUGGAACUUCCCCUGGACCAGAUGGUCAAGUUCAUAGCGGUGGGCUUCCCCUUGCUGCUGAUGUCCCUGGCCUUUGCCCAGGAAUUCUCCUCCGGGUCUCCCAUCAGCUGCUUCCCUCCCAGUAACUUCAGCGUCCGGCAGGCGGCCUACGUGGACAGUUGCUGCUGGGAGUCACUGGUUCACCACGAGCAGGAUGAGCCUGGCCGGUACAAGAUGAAAUCCCUCUGGCCUCACAAGGCCCUCCCUUACUCCCUGCUGGCCCUGGCCGUGGCUAUGUACCUGCCUGUCCUGCUGUGGCAGUAUGCAGCUGUGCCUGCCCUCAGCUCAGAUCUGCUGUUCAUCAUCAGCGAACUGGACAAAUCCUACAAUCGCUCCAUCCGCCUCGUGCAGCACAUGCUCAAGAUCCGGCAGAAGAGCUCAGAUCCCAAUGUUUUCUGGGAUGAGCUGGAGAAGGCUCGGAAAGAGCGAUACUUUGAAUUUCCCUUGCUGGAGCGGUACCUGGCAUGUAAGCAGCGUUCGCAUUCACUAGUGGCCACCUACCUCCUGAGGAACUCCCUUUGGCUUGUCCUCACCUCAGCCACCUACCUGUACCUCGGCCACUUCCACCUGGAUGUCUUCUUCCAAGAGGAAUUCAGCUGUUCCGUCAAGACAGGACUGCUGAGUGAUGAGAGCCACAUUCCUGAGCUGAUCACAUGCAGGCUGACCUCCCUGUCUGUCUUCCAGAUUGUGAGUCUCUCCAGCAUAGCAAUAUACACCCUUUUGGUUCCUGUGAUAAUAUACAACCUCACACGGCUCUGUCGGUGGGACAAACGACUCCUAUCCAUUUAUGAGAUGCUCCCAGCUUUUGAUCUUCUCAGCAGGAAGAUGCUGGGGUGCCCCAUCAAUGAUCUCAACGUGAUCCUUCUCUUCCUCCGAGCCAACAUAUCUGAGCUCAUCUCUUUUAGCUGGUUGAGUGUCUUAUGUGUGUUAAAGGAUACAACCUCUGAGAAGCACAACAUCGACACAGUGGUCGAUUUCAUGACUUUAUUGGCUGGUUUAGAACCUUCAAAACCUAAACAUCUCACCCAUCAAGUGUAUGAUGAAAAUCUGUAG
Messenger RNA from Condylura cristata (star-nosed mole), 1179 nucleotides. RefSeq names its product pannexin 3 (gene PANX3). The transcript has 4 exons. Gene Ontology annotation, molecular function: channel activity. Gene Ontology annotation, biological process: monoatomic cation transport; positive regulation of interleukin-1 production. The record is from RefSeq and is a predicted model, not a curated record. NCBI's taxonomy places the organism in Eukaryota, Metazoa, Chordata, Mammalia, Eulipotyphla, Talpidae. Bases 1 to 1179 code for a protein of 392 amino acids.